Monodelphis domestica (gray short-tailed opossum) is the source of this 7152-nucleotide messenger RNA. RefSeq names its product MDM4 regulator of p53 (gene MDM4). Gene Ontology annotation, biological process: negative regulation of apoptotic process; cell cycle; protein ubiquitination. Gene Ontology annotation, molecular function: ubiquitin protein ligase activity; p53 binding. Lineage: Eukaryota; Metazoa; Chordata; Mammalia; Didelphimorphia; Didelphidae. The record is from RefSeq and is a predicted model, not a curated record. Gene Ontology annotation, cellular component: nucleus.
CCUCCUGGAGAGGAAGCCCUGCAAAAGCCAUGUUUGGAGGGGGAAGAGAGGAAGUGGCGUCCUCUUCCCUCGCCCAGGCAAGAUGGGGUGGAGGACACUGGGCCUCUAACUGAGCCCCUGACGCCCAGGUGGGGCAGGGGCUAGUCCUGUUGGGGCAACUGCCCAUGGAGCUUCCACUGGUUUAGCCUAUAGAUUGCAACUUCUGCCAAAAUGUCAUUGUCUCCUACUUCUACACAUUGUUCAGCAUCUGAAAAUGCUUGCAAGAUUUCACCAGGACAAGUCAAUCAGGUACGACCAAAACUGCCAUUGCUGAAGAUUUUGCAGGCUGCAGGUGCACACGGUGAAAUGUUCACAAUGAAAGAGGUCAUGCAUUAUCUAGGCCAGUAUAUAAUGGUGAAGCAGCUUUAUGAUCAGCAAGAACAGCACAUGGUAUAUUGUGGUGGAGAUCUUCUAGGGGAGCUGCUAGGACUUCAGAGCUUCUCUGUGAAAGAUCCAAGCCCUCUUUAUGACAUGUUAAGAAAAAACCUGGUUACUGCAACUGUUACAGAUGCUGCACAGACUCUCGCUCUCGCACAGGAUCAGAGUAUGGAUAUUCCAAGCCAAGAUCAACUGAAGCAAGGUACAGAGGGAAGUUCUAGCUCCAGGAAUGGAACUGAAGAAGGUGAUGAUCCUGCUUUGUCUACCUCACAGCGCAAAUGCAGAAAUCCAAAAGAAGAUGAAGACCUGAUAGAAAAUUUAGUUCCCAACAAGUCACCUAGGCUGGACCUCAUGUUUGAGGAAUGGGAUGUAGCUGGCUUGCCUUGGUGGUUCUUGGGAAACUUGAGAAACAAUUACACACCUAGAAGUAAUGGCUCAACCGACUUACAAACAAAUCAGGAUAUAGAUACUGCUAUUGUUUCAGACACUACGGAUGACUUGUGGUUCUUGAACGAGUCUAAUUCAGAGCAGUUAAAUGUUGCUGUAAAAGUUGAAGCUACUGAUACAGAACAAGCAAGUGAAGGAGGGAAAGAGGGUGACAAAAAGUUGAUUGAAGUUAGGAUUUUUGAUGACCUUGAGGACUCUCAGUGCUUAAGUGAUGACACAGAUACAGAAAUUAACUCUGAGGAUGAAUGGCAGUGCACCAAAUGCAAGAAGUUUAAUUCUCCAAGCAAAAGGUACUGUUUCCGAUGUUGGGCAUUGAGAAAAGAUUGGUAUUCAGAUUGCCCUAAGCUGUCGCAUUCUCUUUCUGUGUCCAAUAUCACUGCCAUGCCAACAAAGAAAGAUGAUCAAGGAAUUGAUGUUCCUGAUUGCCGAAGAACCAUCUCUGAUCCACUUGUCCGACCCAAAGAAGCAUAUAAGAUAGAAGAAAAGCCCAAACUAAUGGACCCUUGCAGCUCAGUGGAAUUUUUGGAUUUGGCCCAGAGUUCUGAAAGCCAGGAGACUGUUUCGAGCUUAGGGGAACAGUCAGACAACCUUUAUGAACAGAAAACAGAUGCAAUGGCUAUGGAAGAUUACAAAAAUCUCUUUAAGCCAUGCAAACUGUGUGAGAAGAGGCCACGGGAUGGGAACAUUAUACAUGGAAGGACUGCUCACUUAGUGGUUUGUUUUCGCUGUGCCAAAAGAUUGAAGAAGACUCAGGCUCCAUGUCCCAUUUGUAAGAAAUCAAUUCAGAUGGUCAUCAAAAUCUUUGUGGCAUAGUUUUUUAGCCCACUGAGUUUUAUAGACCUGAUAAACAGCUAUAUCAAGAUUCUAACAACAGUUAGUGGCGACUCACCUCUAGUAAGAGUGUGGUUUCAGUGUACCCCUCUUAUUUGUGCACCAUUUCUGGUAAACUCACCUGGAGUUUGAGCACAAAAUCUGUAGGCCUAGAUAACUUCUGAAGAUUCCCUUUUGAAGACCUAUUAAAAUGGAAUAACAGCUUUUUCAGAAAUUACUCACCUGAAUGAAAAAAAUAUAGAAUAGCUGCCCUCCUUUCCUUCACAGGUUGAAGUAGAUACAGAGGGAUUUGAGAGGGAGAAGAGACCAUUGAUCCACAUAUGAGUAUUUUUUUCUGAAUUGUUAGAGAUUUCAAGUUCCAGGAAAACUUAUUGAUGGUAAUAGAAUCUCUAAUAUCAAAGAUGACUAAGCUGGCAAUUUGAAAAUAGAAAUGUUAAUCUUAAGAUCAUUCCCUCAGCUUAUUGCAGUCUGGUGGAUCUCUUCACUUUGUAGUCUGAUUGCUGGCUUCUAAGAAGGACAAGGCCUCAAGCAAAGCAGAGUAGCCACUGAUGUGUCUUUUUGCAUUGUUCCUUAGACUGAACUGUUCUGUUUACUGAGCCAUCACACGUUAAAUGCUAGGCCGCCCAAGAACCCUUGGGUUUAGUACACAAAACUGCAUUCCCUGAAGAGACAUUGUCAGAGGCAUAGAAUAAAUGAUCUCAAUCUUGAACAGGACCAACUCUCACUUUUCAUAUUAAAAAAAAGUGAAGUUCAGAGAUAUUGUCAUUUUUUAAAGUCAAAGAGUUAAGACCAGGAUAUCCUGGAUUCUAAGAAAUAGGAAUGUUUAAAUUGCUUUUGCUCAUAAAAACACCAAAUUUUAUUGAAACAUUUUGAAGAUUAUCACUAUUCAAAGGUUGCCAUAAGACAAGUGAUAAAUUUCGGUCUUUAACAAUAAUUACCUAAACAUUUUGCUAUUGGACCAUAUUGUGACUAUUCUGAAACUUGAGGAAUAUUUAACCUCUUUUAUUUUCUCUGAAAAUGUGCCAGCAUUUUAGUCUACUGUUUUUCCUCUUCCAUUUUGCUAUAUGAAAAGAUUGCUUUUGAGAGUGGUUAAUAAGGUAUAUGAUAGAGAUCUACAUGAUUUGUACUAAGUUCAUUAUAUAACAAAUUCAGUUUUGAAGACGUCAACCACCUCUUAUAUAUCAGAUACUUUUCUAGGUGCUAUGUAAGGACUCAAAUUCCUGUUCACAAAGAAAAUUUAUAAUUUUUUACACAGUGCAAAUAUAUAUAUAGAUAUAGUUAUAUAGAUAUCUGCAAAUUUAAUAUUUCAGUUCUGUACAACUUUCCUAAAGCUUUCCUCAGCUUGUCUUUCUUUUACUUUUGUUUUUCAUUUAUCCCAUCCAUGCCAAGUAUUUGUCCUUGGAAGAUAAUAAGGGCUUCAUUAGAACCCAGCCUGAUUGCCAUUCCACAAGAACUUUUGGAUCCUUUUUGAGGACCCACCACUAGCCUCUGUUUUGGAUUGCUUUCUUCACUGCUAGUAUACCAAGUCAUGCUGUGGGCCCCAUGAGGUGGAACUGAAGCAGUACCUAGGCUCUUCCUGGAGUCUAGAGAGGGAAAGGAAAGUCUGUAUCUCUGCCAACCUCUUUCUACCUCCAACUUCCCUUGCUUUGAAAAGCAUAUGCUCACAGGUUCAUAAAACAAUAGCUAGAAGAAACAACAGGCUGUGUAUUCCAAGCUGAUCAUUUUACCGAUUGGGAUCGAUUCUACUCGUGUGAAAAGUCUUUAAAAGUAUAUGUUGGGGUAGUUAAGUGGCUCAGUGUGUAGAGAUGGGAGAUACUGGGCCCAAAUCUGGCCUCAAACACUUUCUAGUUCUGUCUUUGUAUGUGUUUGGUGUUUCAUAACAACAUUUCUGUUUUUGUUUUAAAAAACAGGUGGGUUAAAGUAAAGACUUUGAAAGUUAAACAGCAAAUUCCCAGCUUACGUUUGAAGAGGUUUCUUAGCUGUAUUAACUUCAUACUGUACUUAGUAUGUGUAAGAAUUUUAUAUAAGUAUUUAAGACUUAUUCUAGUCUUUCAUACUUUAAUAAGCGUCAGAUUGCCAAGUAUAGGUAUUGGUAUUACUAUUUCUUAGUAAAGUAUUUAAAGUUUUUCAUAAAUUUCUCUUAAGUUUAAAAGACUUGAGAAAUUACUCCCUCCCCACCUCAUAUUUCCUAAGAAAUUAACCUUUGACUCCUAGCAGCUAAGACAAUGGCCAACUAAUAACAGAUUUUUGUUUUGGAUGCAUUUUUUUUCUGUAUGUUUGUGUUUCAGCACAUUCCUUUGCAUUUGUACAUAGUUGUUGUGUGUGUCAUAGUUUUUUUUUGUGUGUGUGUGUGUGUUUUGAGGGAAGUAUUCUGAAUUCAUAAUGAUGAAUUUUUUAUUAGUUUUAGAUUGUAUCAUUAUUUUAGUCACUCCUAGUAACUACAAUAUUGGCUUCUUGGUUAGAGUCAUUUAUAUGAAGCUAGUGCACCUUAGUUCAUGGACUAUAAGAGCAUUUUUGGAUGGCAUUCAUUGUUGCCAGGCUUUGUAGUUCAGAACAAACAACUAGCUGAUUUUUCUUCUAUUGAGCUCUAGGAAGUUAUAGAAAGAGCUCAUGGUUUUGAUGCUGUGAAUUUUUGUUAUUUGUUUGUUACCUUUUCAAAUUGUUUAGACCCUCUUGUAAUACUAAGAGCUGUUCAUAUAAGUGAGAAACCUUGACUUAGAAAUUUACCAAGAGAAUAAUAAUAAUAUUAAACUAUAUAUGAAGAAUUGCAGAACAGGAACUGGUUACAUGAACUCUUUGUACCCUAUGCCUAGAGAACCUGAUGAAAUAUUAUUCCCAUUGCCAAAGGGGAAAUAUGAUGUUUCACAAAUGUCUUAUCAUUUCAUUGCCUCUAAAGAUGCUACCAGCAUGUGUUACUGGAAUUUUCCAGAAGUACUUUUGAUUAGAAGUUUGUUUAAUGCAGGUCAGAGAAUGAAAGGAAAGCAAGAUUUUUGUCUGGAGAUUUAUGGGCAAGGGGAGUCCAGGAGGGAGGUGGUAGGCAUCUUAUUGAGGACUCAUUUUUCACGAGUGCUUUUUAUACUCCUUUCAUACUUUGAGCCUACUUGUUUUUUGUAGUCAUUACUAUGCUCCUUGUAUUAGAGCUUCCAGAAAGUGACAUACUAAUAAUAUGUUCUUUUGCUCUGAGAGAAGCAUUAUUGAGAUGACUCUCUUUAAUUAGGUCUUUUUAAGGAAACCAGCACAUUAAGGUCUUACUUGUAUAUUUAUAUGUAGAGGUAGGUUUCUUCUGCAAAAGCAAGAGGCUUUUUAAGGGGCUGUAAAAUGUCAAACAGUAAAAUAAUUUUUGAAAGGCAUAUUAAUGUAUAUUUCAGGGUUAUCUGAAGUCCAAAAUGCUAUCGCCAUUGCUGCUUAUGUUUUGCCCAGUAAUUUCUUGCCUCUUGGGUGUCUAGCUAGGUGUCUAGUCCCAUCAUUCCAAUCCUCAUUCUGGGUAGACUACAUAAAAGGCAAUGCACACAAGUACAACAUUUCUACUUUAGAGCAGCUAUUUAAUUCUUCAUAGUCAGCCUUUUCUGGGAAGUGAGCACUACUGGUGUUAGAUCAGGAUUCCCUUAGUCAUUGCAUAUUUGUUUUUUCAUUUUCUGUUUCUAACUAGUUUGAGGCCAUUGGAUUUUAGGUUAGUGCUUCUAUACUUGAAACCAAUAUGCACAUGUCCCUCCUAAACAACCUUACUAGUUAGUAUUUAGCAAUUAAUUUUUGGAAUAUUGCUGUUAAUAUCUUGGGGAUAAAUAUGGAUGGGGUUUAUUGUGAGGAUAGGAAAGAUUGUGAUAGCAAAUUUCCAGUGGAGUAAUUAGAGGCUCCCUGGGCUUCUGGACUUAAAGAAGACCUCCAGCCAGCCCAUGUGACUGAGCACUAUGAAACAAGGUUUGUCCUUCUAGGGUGAGCCUCUUGUCCUGUUGUUGGCCACUUAGGUUAGCUUCCUUUUCGGUAAAAACCAAAGUUUCUCCUUUACUUAGUUCCUUUAACAUGCCACUGAAAGUUUGGGGGAUUUGAAAAAUCCCUUCAGAUGAAGUGCCUAAACACUAGCAUGCUUUCUCUUAGUCUUUGGGAUUAGUGAGGACACAAGGCAGGGGGAAGUCGGAUACUAAAGGACCGAGCAGGCAGGCAGGGUGGGUCUUAGUAGAGAUGAGGACCCUUUGAAGCAACAGAUUUUACUUCAGUGUGGAAUACUCAGAGCUCUGCCAGAGAGGCAUGGGGAAGAUUGAGUGUCAAGAGCCCCCUCUGGAAGGUUUAAAAAUCCCUAUGACUUCAAUGCUCUUUUUUUUAUGAUGAACUUAACACAAAGAUUUUAGUACCUAUAACAGUAAAUAGUGGCUGUAUGCAAAGCCGUAAAUUUGUUUUGGGUGCGAUUUUUAUAUAGCUUACAUUUCACACUGAAGUAACUAACAAAAGUUAUAAGUGUUACAUUAGGUUGUUUCUGAACCUAUUUUUGUUUUCUAUUUAUUUUGAAAUUUUUAUUCUCGUAUGUAUAUAAGCCCUUUUGACAAGUAAGUAUGGUCAAACAAAGCAGUUUAUCAUGUUGGUCAUAUCUGAAAAUGUCUCUUUUGUCCUGCACCUUUAGGCCUUUCUGUCAGGAUUGAGAAGUCAGAAGGUUCUGUCCUGCCUCCACCACUAAGUUGUUGUUUGACCUUGGGCAAGUCACAACCAUUGAACCUCAAUUUCCUCAUCUGUAUAUGAGGAGAAUAAUCCCUAUCUUGCCUACCUCAAGGGUUGUUUUGAGGAUCAAGUGCUGUAAAGCUGUAAAGCUGUAAAGCUUUUCAGUGAUGACAUAUACAAAUACUCUGCUACAUAAAGUAUAAGUAAUUGGUAGUGAAGGUGGUAUGACCCUGUUGUCAGACAGAUGGAGCUCUUGGGCAGAUGUUCCAAGUACUCACCCUCAGACAUCAGGUCACUAGACUCGUGAGUCUCCUGUCCAAGCAGCUCUCACCAGUUCUCUGUGUACAGUAGGUACAGAGGACCAAGUUGUUUUGUCAGGUUAAUGGCCUUUCUAUGUAGCUUUAGGUAGUACUUUCCAGCCUGUAACUGCCAUGCCAUCAAACGGGAACUCACAAAUUCUUGUUCUCUGCACUCGCAAAAGUUCUCGUAGUCUGCAUUUGUAUAGUUGGUACAAAAGUCACUGCCAGCAUGCCAGUAAGCAUGCAGUUUAAGUUAAAUUUUUGCACAAGUGCUUAAGGGAGUAUUUUUAUUUUAGGGUUUGGCAGAAAGCAUUGCUAGCAAUUUCUUGACAAGUAUAAUGACGUGUUCCUAUAUUAAAAAAAUGUAUUUUUGUUCUUAACAUAGUUUUCUUAAGAGGCUUUAAUUCUACAGCACCUAUGUAUAUUUGGUAUUUGCAAUAUUUAAUGCUUUUGAAUAAAUACUGAUGCUGUAUUUUGCUUGUCCAUAAUAAAUAGAUGUUUAAUUUUG